Molecule: messenger RNA, 2009 nt
Organism: Trematosphaeria pertusa
Lineage: Eukaryota; Fungi; Ascomycota; Dothideomycetes; Pleosporales; Trematosphaeriaceae
Product: carboxypeptidase s
Exons: 1
Coding region: 17-1762 (581 amino acids)
Cellular component (GO): fungal-type vacuole lumen
Molecular function (GO): metallocarboxypeptidase activity
Source: RefSeq, a predicted model, not a curated record
CCAAACUGCACCCACGAUGGCUAAGAAUUGGGGAAAGCAGACGCUCGCUGAGCUUCCACGACCUCGUAAUGUUUCAACAUACCGACCUUCCCUUCGGGGCGUCGUCUUCUUAUUAGCGAUAUGGUACCUCCUACACAAUUACUUCAUCGACCGCGCACAACUUCUGUUCUCCAAGCCUCCCAUCAACACAGAGCCAAGAUGUCCACAAGUCGAACCGUUACACCCAUCAAAGUCUACGCAAGAGUUAGAUUCCAUGGAAGACUAUCUCCAAUCAGACGAGUUUCGCAACAAAUCCAUUGAGCGUCUCGCGGGCGCUGUUCGCGUCCCUACGCAGUCGUUCGACGACCUCAGCGACGUCGGCGUGGAUCCGCGUUGGGACAUUUUCUACUCCUUCGCAGACUACCUGUCGAAGACUUUCCCUCUCGUGCACAAUACGCUGCAGCUUGAGAAGAUUAAUACCCAUGCGCUGCUGUAUACGUGGCCGGGCUCUGAUCCGUCUUUGAAGCCCACGCUGCUUAUGGCACAUCAGGAUGUUGUGCCUGUACCGGAUAGUACUGUGAGCCAGUGGACGCAUCCGCCGUUCUCGGGGUAUUAUGAUGGCACGUUUGUGUGGGGACGGGGUGCGAGUGAUUGUAAGAACCAGCUCAUUGGGAUUCUAGAAGCUGUGGAGGCGCUUAUCGAAGCUGGCUUCUCUCCUCGCCGCACGCUGGUUCUAAGCUUCGGUUUCGACGAGGAGAUUUCAGGGCAGGAGGGGGCGAAUCAUCUCGCGCCGUUCCUGCAGAAGAGAUACGGGCAUAACGGCGUCGCGGUCAUCGUAGACGAGGGCGCCGUCAACGUGGAGAGCUGGGGCAUGGAUUGGGCAAUCCCAGGCGUCGCUGAGAAGGGCGCCGUCGACGUCGAUAUCGUGGUGCGCAUGCCGGGCGGGCACUCGAGUAUCCCGCCGAAGCACAAUGGGAUUGGAGUCGCGAGCGAACUUAUCACGCUCAUCGAGGCGAAUCCGUACGAGCCGCUGCUGGACGAAGAGAACCCGUAUCUCGAACUCCUCUACUGCGGCGCUGAGCACGCAGCAAACUUCCCCUCCAAGCUCAAGCACCUCCUCCACAAGCGAAGCCAACAGUCGUCAGGGACCUGCAAGAAGUCCCACUGCAAAGACCACCUCGCCGUCGAAGCAGCAAAAGCCGGCCCAGAGGUCAAAUACCUCUUCACUACUUCCGUAGCCGUCGACAUCAUCUCCGGCGGCAUCAAAACCAACGCGCUACCGGAGCGCACGCACUUCACAGUCAACCACCGCAUCAACAUCGGCUCCAGCACAAAAGAAAUAAUGUCGCACAUCGCCUCCCUCGCCGCGCAAAUAGCUUCCAGGUACAACCUCACACUAACCCCUUUCAACGGCACCGAGAGCCCGAAUUCCAUCACUCUCAGCGCACGCGACACGCUCCUCGAGCCCGCCCCCAUCACGCCCACCACAACCAACCGCAACGCAAAGAAAGCCUCCCCCUUCUCCGUUCUUUCCGGGACCACACGCGCCCUGUACGGCAAAGAGCUGUUAGUCGCACCGGGCAUCAUGACGGGCAACACCGAUACGCGGUAUUAUUGGGGCGUGAGCGAGCACAUUUUUCGGUAUGGACCGGGCUGGGAUAAGCAGCAGAAGGGCCUGGGAAAUAUUCAUACGGUGGAUGAGAGGGUAGGCGUGCGGGCGCAUGUGGAUACCGUGAGGUGGAUGUGGGGGUUUGUGAGGAAUAUGGAUGAGGCUGACUUUUGAGGGAACAAGUGAGGAACGCGUAAUUAGGGGGUGGAGUUGGAGCAAUGGCGUGUAGGUCAUCAAGAAACGCUUUCGAUCUGGUCCGACGAGGGUCUCAAUUGGGAUUCUAAGACGUAUCUCCCGGUCCGCUAUCACCAGAAGAACCAAUCAAUCCGCUAGCUCUGAGGCCUAGUAGGGUUUUAUGUUCGAUAGUUCAGGCUCUUUCUGUCAGAACAAAGGAUCGAGGGGAUCUCGUGAUUGAACAGGG